CACCGGAAACGAGCAAGUCGUGCAGGAAGCAGAGUUUGACUUCUGGGACUUUGUCAACUGCUCCGUAUGUCAACUCCCGUUUACAUCAAACGAUCGCGGACCACCCGUUCCAUUUUGGAUCACAGAAUGUGGCCAUGUUCUUUGCAACAAUCAUCUCAGUAAGAUGCUUUCCUCCCUGCCCUCGAAUUUGGUGCAUUGGAAACUCGUAUUAACUUUCUAAUUUACACAAUGAGAGCCAGAUCAGAGCUGUGUGCGAUGUAACGCCCAAAACAUCCAGCUGGUUCCCCUACAUCGAGAUCUGGAGCCCCCGAUGUCAGAUUGGUUUAGACCUCUCCCUUAUUCACUAGAUUCGAUAGCAAGUGCUGUGAAAUUUCAACAAGACACAUUCGCUGGUCUCAUUCGAUACUAUCGGCAAGCUUGUUCCCAGCUAAGCCAGACGUGCGAACGUAUUCGAGCAGAGAGAAAGGCUCUUCGAAAAGAGGUAGACAGUUUGCGGCGAGAGGUGGCGCACCUACGCCAGUGCGCUUCUGGCUUCGACCCCGCUCAUGCACAGGAACCUUCAUCUUUCUCCAACGCGAAUGGAAAGCGUCCGAUGACUGAUGUUCACGAUUUCAAGGCAAGCUCCAGUCCUAGGUCUAUCGUGACCCCAAUCGGACCUCGAAUCACACUGCCGCUCGGGGAGCAACCAAGUUUCACCCGUCAAGAUCAUGGUCGAAUUCCCAGCCAGAGCCGUCAACCGGAACGACCUGGCACGAGUCGUUUUGUGGAACAAUAUGCAUACAGUGGUGAACAGGGAUCACGCAUGCAAGCUCCUCAGCUUUCUCACGAACAAUCGGCACCUAUCCGGCGCCUGCGAUUGGCGUCCGAGGAACAAGGACAUGAUUCUAUGCCACCUCCGCCCCCCGCCAGUACCCGGGCCUCGAGAACCACAAUGACCCCGAACCCCCAGACGGCUGGACCGCAAAUGACACAACAUCAGCCUCAGCAACGCUCAUUCGCAGUCCCGCAGACCCCUCACCGCGCUAGCGGCACACACUUCACUGGCCAGACAUCCGACCAAAUGCGCUCACUCCAGUCCAACCGUUUCAUACCGCCAUCUUCACACGGACAUUCGAACUCUGGCGCAGGUGCAGUAACAUCCUCGAACGUCCCGGGGACCUCGUCUGGAAGACAUAGAACGCCAUUCGUUUCAGGGAGUACUAGCGGAUUCGGGUGACCUUGACUUUGUUGUACAAUCCUCCCGAUCGAAUAUGCAAUGAACCUUCCACUUGCAA
This is a messenger RNA of Suillus subalutaceus, 1274 nucleotides long. RefSeq lists its product as uncharacterized. The transcript is spliced from 7 exons. Lineage: Eukaryota; Fungi; Basidiomycota; Agaricomycetes; Boletales; Suillaceae. The record is from RefSeq and is a predicted model, not a curated record. Bases 311 to 1216 code for a protein of 301 amino acids.